Messenger RNA from Neolamprologus brichardi, 453 nucleotides. Lineage: Eukaryota; Metazoa; Chordata; Actinopteri; Cichliformes; Cichlidae. The record is from RefSeq and is a predicted model, not a curated record.
AUGGAGAAGAUCCAGCAUGCAGAGCAGAAGCAUAAGCACAAGGGGACAUUCACUGAGAGCUCUAAAAAUAUCAGCUGCACUGCAUGCAGUCUGGACAUGAUCAAUGAUAUGGUCAUGAGCAGACGUAAACCAGCAAUUUCACCCAGAGAGAUGAAUGCCCUGCUGGAUUACCAUAACCGAGUCCGCUCUCAGGUCUUUCCUCCUGCUGCUAAUAUGGAGUACAUGCUGUGGGAUGAGGGACUUGCUAAGUCAGCUGAUUCGUGGGCUUCACGAUGCGUUUGGGAUCACGGUCCGACACAGGCCAUGAAAUACGUGGGUCAAAACCUGUCAGUCACUUCAGGAAGGUACCAGUCCAUCACAGAUCUGGUCAGGUCCUGGAACGAUGAGAGGCAUCACUUCUCCUACCCAAACAGAUGCAGUGGAUCAGUGUGCUCUCACUACACUCAGGUAUGA